Molecule: messenger RNA, 1582 nt
Organism: Phymastichus coffea
Lineage: Eukaryota; Metazoa; Arthropoda; Insecta; Hymenoptera; Eulophidae
Product: balbiani ring protein 3-like
Exons: 4
Coding region: 96-1061 (321 amino acids)
Molecular function (GO): protein binding; peptidase inhibitor activity
Source: RefSeq, a predicted model, not a curated record
UGGAGUUGAUCAUACUGAAAGCUCACAGCAAAGCGAACACAAGCUAAGGUGAACUCCAAGAGUUAGCGAACCACGCAGACACUGAGCACGCGAAAAUGAAGUUUCUGAUUGUCGCCUUGUUCGCCGUCAGCGCCGCAGCGGCCGAAAAACUAUUCUGCACGCCGAACUCGCUCUUCGAGCAAAACUGCAACAACUGCGUCUGCUCCGAGGACGGGAAGUCCGCGGCUUGCACGGACAUGGUCUGUCCGGAGCGGCAGCGCACAGGGAAGAUCUGCGAGCCGGGCACCCAGUUCCACUUGGACGCGCUCAGCACCUGCACGUGCGGCAAAGAUGGCACCGCGGCGGUCUGCACGCUGGGGCCCCAAGUCCAGGCAAGAAGUCGCCGCUUGACCAACGACGGCGAGUACUGCACUCCCGGCGCCACCUUCAGCCCGGACAACUGCAACAGCUGCGUCUGCAGUCAAGACGGCCGCAGCGCAGCUUGCACUCUGCGGAUGUGUCCCGUGGAACAGCCGAAGAAAGUGUGCGAGCCCAAUAAGCCCUUCAAGGACUACUGCAACACCUGCGCGUGCUCCAAGGAUGGCUUGACGGCCGCUUGUACAAGGAUGUGGUGCGACGAGAACAUCUGGAAUCCCGACGGCACCAUGAAAGUGCAUCAGGUUCAGCACGAAGCCAAGCAGCUUUGCGAGCCCCGCAAGACCUUCAAGGAUUAUUGCAACGCGUGCACCUGUUCGGAGGAUGGCCUGUCCGCCGCCUGCACGAGGAUGUGGUGUGACCGGAAGAUCUGGAACCAAGACGGCAGCACCAAGUUUGCCGUCAAGUCUGCCCAAGCUCCAGUUUGCAUCCCAAACAGCCACUUCAAGGAGCAGUGCAACACCUGCACCUGCUCGGCCGAUGGUUUAUUCAAGAUCUGCACCAUGAUGUCCUGCGAGGCUCUUGACAGCAAAGCUAAAGAUCAAAUUUGCACGCCUAGGUCCACUUUUACCCCCGACGGUUGCAACGUCUGCAAGUGCGAUGAGUUUGGUACCGACUUUGCUUGCACAUUCAUGAUGUGCCGUUAAUCUACCGGGAAAUAUCAUAUAUCAAUUAGGAUUAUCUUGAUAUUAAAUCGUAAGAUUUAUGUCCGAAUGUGUUGUCGCUGGAGCGGUGACGCAUGGCGCAUACAAGAUACAAGUCUGAUCUCUGUGAUGAUCAACUAGUGUGGGUUGAAUGUAUUAUGAUUGCUAGUCUGGGGAAUGUUUGUCACUAGAUAUUUCUUUAAACGGUUUAUGCUUAUGAAAGCACUAAACUCAGUUAUGUGAUUCUUUUAGUUAGCCAACAAAUUAAUAAAUAUUAUUUAUCAGUUAUUAUAUUAUCUUGUAUGAUCCAUUACUUUUCAUAACCAAAAUCAUAUUAUACUCUACUGUCUAAUCUGCCAUUGAGAGCUACUAAUCAAUCAUCUUCAAGACGGACUGAUAGCUAGCAGCUGUCAAAAUUAAUACUUCAUCACGUUUGAAAAGAAAAAGAAAGCGAUAAACAUUGUAGCACUUUUAUUAAGUUAAAUCAAUAAUAAUAAUGGAGUUACGGAAAUUUAGGAUCAAAU